This is a messenger RNA of Humulus lupulus (European hop), 2029 nucleotides long. Its product is annotated as RNA-binding KH domain-containing protein PEPPER. Gene Ontology annotation, cellular component: nucleus; cytoplasm. Gene Ontology annotation, biological process: regulation of gene expression. Gene Ontology annotation, molecular function: mRNA binding. The transcript has 6 exons. Lineage: Eukaryota; Viridiplantae; Streptophyta; Magnoliopsida; Rosales; Cannabaceae. The coding region runs from base 133 to 1575 and encodes 480 amino acids. The record is from RefSeq and is a predicted model, not a curated record.
ACGAGCCCACUUCCAUUGACUAAUAACCCUAAAACUCAUCUGUAAAAAAAUUACCCCAUUCUGUUAGUUUCUUCCUUCUCUCUAAACCCCUUUACAUACCAUACCAUACCCUAACCCCUUUCACGCUCUUCCAUGGCGACUAACGAACCCACCGUGAACGGCGUCGCGAAGGCGCCGGAAUCGGACUCGCAAUCUCUGGUUUCCACUACGGCAUUCGAAACGGGGGCGACCACUACCUCCGCCUCUGAGGCCGAAACAGCGGUGGCAACCCCUACUGAGUCCCAACUAGAGCCCACCUCAGCUCCCCCGUCAGCUACCACCACCGCCUCCGACAAGAGGUGGCCUGGAUGGCCAGGAGAUUGCGUGUUCAGGCUCAUUGUUCCGGUGCUCAAGGUCGGUAGCAUCAUUGGCCGCAAGGGGGAGCUUAUCAAGAAGAUGUGUGAGGAGACGCGUGCACGAAUUCGAGUUCUCGAUGGCGCCGUAGGCACUCCUGAUCGAAUCGUGUUGAUAUCGGGAAAGGAAGAGCCAGAUGUUCCACUUUCGCCAGCGAUGGAUGCUGUUAUAAGGGUGUUUAAACGUGUCUCGGGAUUAUCUGAGAGUGAGGUUGAUGGUAAGGUCCCUGGAGCUGCUGGAGUUGCAUUCUUUUCUAUUCGAUUGUUGGUUGCAUCCACACAAGCUAUAAAUUUAAUUGGAAAACAAGGUUCAUUGAUCAAAUCCAUACAGGAGAACACUGGUGCAUCUGUGCGAGUAUUGUCAGGAGAUGAGGUGCCAUUCUAUGCUGCUGCAGAUGAAAGAAUUGUUGAGUUGCAGGGAGAAGGGUUAAAGGUUCUCAAAGCUCUGGAAGCAGUAAUUGCUCAUCUGAGGAAAUUUUUAGUCGAUCAUAGUGUUCUUCCACUUUUUGAGAAGAAAACUUACAAUGCGCCAACCUCACAAGAACAACACGUAGAGACCUGGGCAGACAAGCCAUCAUCUCACGGUGCUUCUCAAACUGGGCUUGCAGCUAAUUAUCCUCUCUCAGCAAAGAGGGAAUCUCUGUUUCUUGAGCGUGAAAAUCAACUGGAAUCACAGAUUCCAUCAGCUCGAAUUUCUCUGUAUGGGCAGGAUCCAUCACUUCCUGCUAUUCGUUCUUCAGGUCUUGGUUCUUCAGGUCUUGGCUCUUCAGGUCUUGGUCGGACUGGUGCUCCCAUUGUUACUCAGAUUGCACAAACUAUGCAAAUCCCACUUACUUAUGCGGAAGACAUUAUCGGGAUUGAAGGAUCUAAUAUUGCAUACAUUCGGCGUACCAGUGGAGCCAUUUUAACUGUGCAAGAGAGUAUGGGACUUCCUGAUGAAAUCACUGUGGAAAUCAAAGGAACCUCAACACAAGUUCAGUUGGCUCAACAACUAAUUCAGGAAGUUAUGAGCAAUCACAAAGAAUCACUUUCGAGUAGCUAUGGCAGGAUAGAUACUGGAUUGAGAUCUUCAUACUCUCAGUUGAGCAGCUCUUCCUACCCUCCGACUUCAUUACCCUCACAGCCCUACAGUGGUGGUUACGGGUCUUCCAGUCUCGGAGGUUUCAGUACAUUCAGGCUUUGACAUGGGAAAUCCACAUACUAAUUGGCAGUUUCUCCCAUGAGGUAUUUGUUACACCAAUUAACUCUGAAUAGAAAAAAGAAAAAGGAAAUUUGAUGGUGGAAUCUAAGGCAUCUGUAAAGUUUCGCCAGAGUGGGUCCGGCAUUGUUUUAACUGGUGUAACUGGAUCGUACUUCCAGUGCUGGUACCCUGUUAGGUGGAUAGAAGCUUGGAAAUGAAUACAGAAAAAUGCAUUGUAGUAGUUAUAGCUUCAUGAUUCCGUGCAGUAAAUCUUAGAACUUGCAUGGGGGCAGUUGUGACAAGAACUUGGGAAUCUGCCAGACUUAUUUGUUUGUUAAUUUUAUUUAUAUAGUUCGAUAAUUGUUUAUUUUGAUUUAAGGGUUGUUCCAAGUAGACUAACAUUAUGUUUUGCCUCGUGAUACUAAAAUUCUUAAUAAGCAUUUAGUUUCAGGCGUUA